Molecule: messenger RNA, 2371 nt
Organism: Solanum dulcamara
Lineage: Eukaryota; Viridiplantae; Streptophyta; Magnoliopsida; Solanales; Solanaceae
Product: kinesin-like protein KIN-14E
Exons: 15
Coding region: 1-2346 (781 amino acids)
Cellular component (GO): cytoskeleton
Source: RefSeq, a predicted model, not a curated record
AUGCACACAACAAAGAUUGGAGUUGAGGGUUUUUUGAAGGCUAUGCAAAAGCAGAUCCACUCUGCCGGCAAACGUGGGUUCUUCCUGAAAAAAUCUGUUGGGCCACAAGUUCGAGAAAAAAUUACAUUUGAGGAUAUGCUGUGUUUCCAAAGGGAAUCCAUUCCAACAUCAAUUUUGAAAAUAAAUGGUGAUCUCAUUAGCAUGGCAGUUAAGUUAUUUCAGUCCAUUCUGAAGUAUAUGGGUAUUGAUUCCUAUGAUAGAGUGGCUCCAAUCAGCUUGGAUGAGCGGAUUGAGCUUGUUGGCAAGCUAUUUAAGCAGGCCGUGAAGCGGUCUGAGCUUCGGGAUGAAAUGUUUGCACAAAUUUCAAAACAAACAAGGAAUAAUCCGGAGCGGCAUUCUUUGAUUAAAGCAUGGGAGCUAAUGUACUUGUGCGCAUCUUGCAUGCCUCCGAGCAAGGAAAUUGGUGGGUACUUGUCAGAAUAUAUUCAUACUGUAGCACAUGGAACUAAUACUGAUUCCGAGGUUCAAGUUUUUGCUAUAAAUACUCUAAAUGCACUGAAAUGUUCUAUUAAGGCUGGGCCUAGGCACACGAUACCUGGUCGUGAGGAGAUUGAAGCUCAGUUAACUGGUAAAAAGCUUACUACAAUAGUGUUUUUCUUGGAUGAAACCUUUGAGGAAAUUACAUAUGACAUGGCCACCACUGUUGCUGAUGCUAUUGAGGAGGUUGCAGGGAUAAUCAAAUUGUCUGCUCAUGCUAGCUUCAGUUUGUUCGAGUGCCGUAAGGUUGUUACUGGUUCUAAAUCUCCAGACCUUGGGAAUGAGGAGUAUAUUGGUUUGGAUGAAAAUAAGUAUAUUGGAGAUCUUCUGGCGGACUUUAAGGCAUCGAAAGAUAGAAGUAAAGGGGAGAUUUUGCAUUGUAAGUUGAUUUUCAAGAAAAAGAUGUUUCGAGAGUUAGAUGAAGCUGUUACAGAGCCAAUGUUCGUGCAACUAUCGUAUGUUCAAUUGCAACAUGAUUACAUAAUGGGCAAUUAUCCUGUUGGCAAGGAAGAUGCUGCACAGAUGUCUGCUUUGCAGAUUCUGGUUGACAUUGGAUAUGUGGAUGGCCCUGAAUCUUGCACUGACUGGACAUCACUGCUGGAGCGAUUUCUACCCAGACAAAUUGCAAUGACACGGGCAAAGAGGGAAUGGGAAUUGGAUAUCCUUUCUCGUUACAAAGUGAUGGAAAAUCUGACAAAAGAUGAUGCCAAACAACAAUUUUUGCAGAUCCUGAGGACGCUUCCUUAUGGGAAUUCAGUUUUCUUGGCUGUUCGAAAGAUUGAUGAUCCUAUUGGACUUUUGCCUGGGAAAAUCAUUUUGGGCAUUAAUAAGCGUGGGGUUCAUUUUUUCCGUCCAGUUCCAAAGGAAUAUUUGCAUUCAGCUGAGCUUAGGGACAUAAUGCAAUUUGGUAGCAGCAACACUGCUGUGUUCUUUAAGAUGAGAGUUGCUGGUGUCUUGCACAUAUUUCAGUUUGAAACGAAACAGGGAGAAGAAAUUUGUGUUGCUCUGCAAACACAUAUUGAUGAUGUGAUGUUACGCCGCUACUCUAAAGCCCGCUCUUCUGCUAACGGUUCUGUUAACGGAGAUGUUCCAAAUAAUCUCAAAACUGCAAACACUGAUAUUAAUGAAAGACGCAUUCAGGAUUUGUCUAGAGCCCUUGAAGAAUCUCAGAAGAAAGUGAAUGAUUUGCUGGAAGAUUUACAUGAAAGGCAAAAACAAGAAUCAGAGAUGCAAGAAGAAUUGGACAACUUAAAAGAUAACUUGAGUUCCGAGAAGCAAAAUUUAGCAGCGGCUGCUUAUGAUUGUGAUAAAUUCAGAUCUUUAUGCGAUGAUAAAGAUGCAGAGCUUCAGGCUGCCCUAACGGAGAAGCGAAACUUGGAAAUGCGGCUUUCAAAGUUAAGUUCUCAAGGUUUGGAGAAAAAUAUUACGAAAGAGUUGGUUGAAGCAAAUAACCAGGUCUUACAGAAGAUCCAAGAAGAGUUGAAAGCUCGUACUAUGGAUUUGCGUACUGCAGAAGAAACAAAGAGGAGGCUUUUGAGUGAAAAAGCAUCACUUGAGGAAAAAGUUAUAGGACUAGAGAAGAAGAAAUCAAAUGAGAUGGAAAAUCUCCAGAAAGAAUUUGAAAGAGAAUGUAAGGGGCUGAGGCUCCAAGUCUCUGAACUUCAAAGGAAACUAGAAGAGGCCAAACAUGACUUGAUUGGUGCACAGUCAGGUGUUGAAGCUAAAGACAAGGAGCUAGAAAUGUUACAGAAUAAUUUGAAGGAGCUUGAGGAGCUGAGAGAAAUGAAAGAGGUGAACAUCUUGUACUGAUAUUUACAACUAGUUGCUAUCGGUU